Selaginella moellendorffii is the source of this 1141-nucleotide messenger RNA. RefSeq names its product protein LOW PSII ACCUMULATION 3, chloroplastic. The record is from RefSeq and is a predicted model, not a curated record. The coding region runs from base 51 to 977 and encodes 308 amino acids. Lineage: Eukaryota; Viridiplantae; Streptophyta; Lycopodiopsida; Selaginellales; Selaginellaceae. The transcript has 7 exons.
GAGAGAAGAAAUAAGGGUUCUAAGCUAGGGAGAAGUUAUUUGCCGGCAAAAUGCUAUCGGCUCCUACUACUGCUUGGAGGAUCUGUGCUUGCCCUCUCCGACGAUGCCGUGAUCUUCGCCCGCGGCGGGAAAAAUUGAGCUGGAGAAUCUUGCGCGCUUCUAGGGAUGGGAAUGUGGGCAGUGUUCCAUUUCCAUCGGAUUACAUUGAGAUGGUCAAACAGGCACAAGACGCUUGUCAGGCUGCUCUUGACGACUCCAAGAAACUUCUGGAAGUUGAAGUUCCACCGGCUGGACUCAACACCGUUUCAGGAGACGAAGAGGGUGGUAUUGAGAUGAACAUAAGCAUGGAAAUUGUCCAGAAAUUCUGUGCUGGGAUGUUCACCGGGGAGAAGGCUCCACGGACUCGAGUGUUUUUUCCGGAGCUGGCCGAGAUGAACAUAGCCAAGAGCGGCGUGUUUGAUGGAAGCAUGUAUAAGCUGGACUACUUGACGAAACCAUCGCCGUGGGAUGAUAUUGGACUCGGCAAGAAGGUGAAAAUGUCCGAGCGCACAAGACCAACAGAUGCAACGUUUGUUGUGGCGUAUCCAUUCUUCAACCCCAAUGAAAUGCUUGCGGUUGAAGAGCUCUACAGAGAGUCUGCGAAGGAAAGUGGAUGCCCGAUAAUAGUUAUCAACGGAGAUCUGGACAAGAUCCGAAACGGGUGUAUCCUUAAAGACCUUUCAAUAUUUUGGUUUGCCUUAGCGAGCUUUUUUCUCAGAUUAUCCGCCGUUUUUCUAUCCGAAACUAGGGGCUCUCGCCAAGACUUUCCUUCCGGACUUCGAGACUGUUUAUUACAUACACAACUUCAAGGGACGAUUUGCAGGGACGCUAUUCAGAGCUUAUCCCGGGCCUUGGCAAGUUCUCAGAUCCGUAGAGGGAGAAAUGGUUUGCAUUCACUCACAGGAAACCAUGCCUUCUCUGAAAACAGUCGCGCUUGAGAUACUGCCGUUCCAAUAUGGAGUAUCCGAACGUGUGUGACAGAUGUGUAUAUUGACGAGAGGGCGAUUUGAUAGCUUCCCUUUCGUGCUAUGGAAGGCCUUUACAAGGAAAUUAUCAGCAUUGGCCUCGAAGCCGUGCAAGAUCUUCCCGCUGGGAACAAAAA